ACAUUUGAGUAUUUAAAUUCACCUCUUAAAAGCUGCUUAGAAAUGAAGUUAUUAAAAUUGUUGACAGUCGUCACUUGCUUGAUUUACCAAGUUCAAGCUGGAGGUCCAAGUUUUAUCCCAACAAUAGAAGGUCCUCUAACAACAACAGGUCCACAGACCACAGCAGGUCCACCAACAACCACAGACAUUCCACCUUGUGUCCUCUGUGCUGAUGUUCUCAAAUAUGAUGUCCCUCCAUCUCCAGACAACUGUAAUCCAGGAUCGACUUCAAAAGUGUCAUUAACGAUAACUUAUACAGCAGAUUCUGGUAGAUCUCCUGCAUCUGGUGCAUGUUCUUAUCCAAAUACUGGACUUACAUUUGAUGAGUUGGGUCCAAUGUUACGUAAAUUCGUUGCUUCACCAGGAUUAGGACUUAGCAUUAACGGAUUUGAUAUGACAUUCCAAGAAUAUGAAAAAGCUUAGGUGGCGCUACCUUAGCAACUGAAUCCU
Messenger RNA from Chironomus riparius, 489 nucleotides. Lineage: Eukaryota; Metazoa; Arthropoda; Insecta; Diptera; Chironomidae. The record is from the annotation of a GenBank genome assembly.